UUCACACCCUACGGUAAAUACGGAUACGGACCGUUUCGUCCGGUCCCGGAGGUGUUUCAUCCGUCAAUGGGUCAGUCGUCUCUGAGCUUACGAAUCCGGAGGCCUCCGGGAGAAACGGAGCAAUACCACCGGAAAUCGAGGCGGCAGUAUAGAGUCAGAAGUCAGACCAUUCGUGAAAAUAGAUAGAGUAGUAUAAUAUCUGAUAUGUAUAUUGUAUUAAACGUUUUAUACUGAUAUUAUUAUAUAUACCUGACCUUUUUAUUUUAUUGUUCCCCUGCUUUGGCAAUGAGUUGUAACUAGUCAUUUAAAAAUGGCGCAACAUUUUGAGGAGAUAAUCUGCGGGUUGGUGAGGGGUGUCACAUUCCACCGCCGCCUAGGCCUACACCUUUUGCACUUUUUUUUUUGCCGAUUUCGGAUGACACAAAGCAAAAACAUCUCCUCUACAGAUGCCAUGUUUGCGAUCGUCGAUGCUGUUAAUUUUUGACAGGACAGUCACUGCCCUCUAGAGGACGUAUUGCGUAACAUCCAUAACAACGCUGAAUCCGGAGGUAUGAAGGGUAGUCCCGGAGACAACGUUUGGAACGGACGGACGAAUUUCGUCCGGAUUCGGAGGAAAAUAAAGGAAAGAAAAUUCAACAGUUCCGCCUCCGUCUCCCUGAUGCUUGACCAUCGUUACACUGGUGCCGUGACCUUGUGAUCCCAGAUCAGCUUGAUGCAGAUCGCCGCGCCGAGGGAGCUGCGUAGAAAUCUAGGAACGCUGUCUGUACUGCAGUUUCGUUUAUGGUCAGGUACUCGGGCUGCCAAUGAAUGAGGUUUCUGAGUGAACUGUUGUGAUAAUAAUUCAUAUCUGAAUAAGUUAUUUUACUGUUAUUUUUUUAUUAUAUUUUUUUUUACCCCCCCAUUUCUCAUUUUGUGGUGGAAUGGCUAGUAAGUUAAAGCCAGGUGAUGAGUCUGGAAUUAGCCCGUUCUCUUUCGGGAGGGGUAGGGGUCUGAUGGGAGGUUGUUUAAAGCCUAGGGAGUCUUUUGGGAUGGAUGUGGGUGCUUCUCCUGUGUUGCCUGCAGGAAAUAGGGAUUUAGGGUUGGAACAGGGCCCGACGGAAUCGCCUGGGCAGAUGUCGCAAGAUAGGCCGCACCAUUCAACUCCUUAUGAUGAGAAUGCCACACUGCAUCAGUUAACUGAUAUGAUUUCACUGUUAGGCUCACAGAUAGGCCAGUCUAUUACAGCGUCACUUGUUUCUAAUGGCGUCAUUGGUGGGGUUGGUCGGGGUAAUACCCCUAUGCGCCAUGCAGGUGACACACAGUUCAGUCUACACAACGCUGAGAGCACCCAGCCUAGUGGUGAUACAAGUAGACUUAGUGAAAACACACACGUUAAUGUUGUUGUACGGUCUGACAAGGAGCCUGUCAUUUUCAGGGGUGAUAAUACUGACAAAUACACGGUGGAGGAAUGGGUUGAGUUAAUGAAAGCAUACAUCAAGAAACAGAAGUGUGAUGUUUCUUCACAGAUAGAGGUUGUGAUGGGGAGGUUGAUGGGGAAAGCCAGGGAUGUGGUUAAGGUUGGCCUGAGGAGCGACCCCUCACUUCAGUCUUCAUGCACACCAGAGGUCAUGUAUAGAAUGCUGACACAGUAUUUUAGUAACACAUCCUCAUGCCUGCCCCUCCAAGAUUUCUAUUCAACUCUGCCCAACCAGAGGGAGAAUCCCGUUGAUUAUUGGCUACGCCUUAACAAGGCUGCCGAUGUAGCCGAGGAGGGUCUGAAGCGUCAGGGCAGACGCAUGGAGGAUAUCGGAGGGGAGAUUUCCAAGAUGUUUGUGAAGCACUGCCCGGAUCUAGAGUUUGCGUCUGUGUUCAAACAUAAGCAGAUACAUGAAUGGUCAACAAAGGAAGUACAGGAGAGGGUAGAUGAGUACCAGCGUGAGCAGGUGUCCUCAGUAAAAGUGCAUGUGCCUAAGACUCAUGCAGCUGCACGGAUUUGCCAUGAAACACACACAGAGCCCUGCAACACCUCUGACAUGGAGACGUCCCGUGCUAAUGUCCUCUCUCCUCCAGCUAUCUCUUUAGUGCAGGGGUCUUCAACGUUUUUCAGGCCACGGACCCCCAAACUGAUGGAGAGAUGGAGCGGGGACCCCCUACUUAUAUAUUAUAUAAAAUUGUGUUUUAUAUUAAACUGGUCCUAUGGUGCCAUGUACAAAAUUAACCUUGUUAUUGUGCAUUCAAUACUAAGAUAUUCAAAUAAUACGUAGGUUCAUAUGUUCAUGUUUUUAUUUUAAACAUGUGCAAGGUACAGUAAGUAAACUGUAAACAUAACAGACAUUUUUAAAACAUAAAUGUGGAAAGGAAAAUUAGUGAUGCUUGUUAGUGCCACUGGCAUGCAUAAACAUACCUGCUAUCUUGCAUUAAAUACUGAGACAAUUAGAAGUGGAAGAACAGCUCAUCGGAAUAGAAAAGGAUCAUAUAUACGCCUCAAUCGGAAUACAAUUCUCUCUCGGUUUGGGGUGGGUGCGGCUAUUUUUUAACCUAGAGAUGGCAUAAGCAGCUUCAGUAGUUCGCAAUUGGUCGGCGUCGGCCUAUAGGCUACUUUUAUGCACAUCGACCGCUUUCAAGGAAAGUCGAUUUUUUGCCUCAUUCACGUCUUUCUUAUCACUCUGCAGUCCGGUAAUUUAUCAACCCUGGCGAGUGACGUCAAGGUCUUUGGCGGAAUAUUUCUCUGCUUUCACUACGAAUGGUAAAAAUAAAAAAAUAAAAAAAGGCACACCGUG
Molecule: messenger RNA, 2759 nt
Organism: Gadus macrocephalus (Pacific cod)
Lineage: Eukaryota; Metazoa; Chordata; Actinopteri; Gadiformes; Gadidae
Exons: 2
Coding region: 921-2243 (440 amino acids)
Source: RefSeq, a predicted model, not a curated record